Cladophialophora immunda is the source of this 1746-nucleotide messenger RNA. RefSeq lists its product as uncharacterized. The record is from RefSeq and is a predicted model, not a curated record. Lineage: Eukaryota; Fungi; Ascomycota; Eurotiomycetes; Chaetothyriales; Herpotrichiellaceae. Bases 1 to 1746 code for a protein of 581 amino acids. The transcript has 4 exons.
AUGGAGAGCCACUCCACUUUUUCCGGCCAAAGGAUGCACGAACGAAGUCCACGGCUUCCUUCUUCAUCCGUGGUCGGUACCCGUUGCAUGCCAGCCAGUGGAUAUGUAGGCAAAGGCAAAGGCGUCCUUACAAAAAGAAUGGCGUCUGCCUCGCCUUUGAGGACAAUGGACACAAACACCAAUUCACCUCCUCCAGUUCGGCCAGUCUUGUCUGCGAGAGCCUCGAUCACCUCCAGGACAAGCAGCAUCCCUACCACUCCUCUUGACGACAUACCUGAGAAAUUGUGGCCACGAGUCCUUCGCGCUACGACUGCCACCGAGACUACCAACCCUGAUCUUUCGAUUGACGAGAUCACCUCCACCAGACUUUCUCUUGACGACCAGGCCAUCUUGACCAAUAUACCAAGAGAGGGUAGUCGGAGAGAGGCACAGUCGCGCAAGCUUAUCAUGAAGGUGGCGAUUGGGGGCAUCUGGGGAGAAAAUAAUGACCGACUCAAGAAAAUGACAAAACGGCUGAAGAAAAUACCCAAUGGCUUAUUCACGCGAAAGGAGCGAGGUUCGCUAGAAACAUUGGCUCCUCCAACAAGCCAUUCGCAGCCUGUUCCAGAGCCGUCGCUGCCACCAUUGGAACUCACAACAGAACUCUGCGUCCAGAACACCAGCACAUCGUCAAAUGUAGAAGCUUGCGACGAGAGCAGAUCCAACCCACCCUUGAUGGACUACGAAUGCAAACUCAAGGAAUCAGGGUCAGGUCAGGAUGAGAUGGCAAAGAUAUCCUCUCUUAUCCGCAAAGAUAUCCAUGAAGUCACAAGUAAAGACCGUAUGCUGCCGCCUUCAUUUUCUGGAAACCCCGAGCGUCUACCUCGUCACUUCACGCAGCACCCCACCUAUGCCUACGCAGCCUCCUCUUCAACGGUGAACUCGAUUCAUGUUGCCGAAGAUCGCCUGCUGCAUGGUCCACGCUCAUUAAAGGCAUUCUCUCGUCAUGGUGUUACGAGGACCUCUUCUAUUGGGAGUGUGGAAGAGAUGCGCAGUCACGCCUUUGGAAAUCGAAGAGUCGGUCGCCCGAGCUUAUCUAGUGCAUCAGGCAGACACAACUCUGCCCCAAGUAUCAGCCGGACAUCAGAAUCGACCUCUCGCCCUGUCACUCACGCAGGCUCGAUAUCUUCACUAAGCGCUACCAUAGCCCCUCCAAGAAGACCAGUUGUAUACAUGGACGCGCCCAGCUCGUUUUCUGAAUUCGUUUGGGAUGGCUGUGACUCGAAGAAGCGUCCAUCGGCAUCCUUGACAGCGCGGCCCGUGUCUAAAGGGGCUUCCAUUCGAAGCAGCCAAGAUGCUCACGGGAGUCCAUCUCUGAAUCUGGCUCCCGAGGUCGAAAUGGGCUUGGGGGAGUUGCCCGGCUACAACAAGGUGCCGCUCUACGUCCCUAGGAGAAUUGAAUUGGCAGAACCUUCCGAAAUCUCACCACUCGACGAGGCAGCUGGGCAAAAGCAGAGAUUUUUCUUUCAUUCCAAGCUGAAGAAUUCGAACCCAACCGUUUCGGACGUCUCAUUCGCAUCGCUACAGGGACAAACUUCCAUCCGGUCACAUCUUGAAAGAGAAGCUGUGGUUCAAGAACAAGAAAGCGAGUCUGAAACCCGUCCAUCUAUGAGUGGUUGUGAGAAGCUCUCCAGAGCCUUCUGUGGUGCCUGGUCAGAAACUACUACCCGACGUUGGCAGAAGGGGUACAAGCGGCACUGUCUUUAG